GUCAUUAUGACUGAUAAUGCACGUGUUUUCUGCUUUGAAAAUGUUGCCUUCAGAGAAUGCAUUUUGUUAUUUUUACUUAAAGUUUUUUUUUCUUCUUUUUUUCCAAAUGAAUCCUCUCUGGUUUCCACCAGUAUAGUUCCUACUGCUAUUGCUACUUCAUAUGUUUGAUCCUAAAAUGCUAACUUUAGGUCUGUGGUGUGAAAUAGUGAGAAUAGGUACAGACUACAGUGUGUGGCUUUUUUUCUUUACAGUUUUUUUUCUCUCUGAUCACUGUUCUCUGAAGCAUCAGGACACGGGCAAUAAACCACCACAAGCACCACACGUGGACAGUCGCAACCCUUUAUCCUGCAAACAAGAGGAGCGUGACACAGGGUGCAGAGGGCAUGUCUGUCUCCAACUUAAAUCAACCCUGUUACAAAACAGCAGUGUGGCCUGAGCUCGAUAAUGACCUGAAAUCACUCUCAGUUAGAUCUCUGUCUCUUUAAGAGAAUAAAUAAGAAUACAUCUUUGUGCAAGGGUAUAAGAGUUACAGCCUAGAUGGGGACUAAAUGAUUGAUAACACAGCUUUAAAAACUCUCACCUGCAUUAGAAAUAAAGCACAGCAAUGCUUUACAUAUAUUUAUCCUUGUUGAAUCCUUCAUGUGUUAUUAGCUUUUAAAGGUUGAGGUCUAUGUGACGAAUCAAAUGGGAUCAUUUUGUCUAAAAUAAGGAAGUCCUAGAAAAUGCCAGCGUAGAGGACAUAAAGAUCAAAUUGUUUGGAAAUCACCUAUAUUGGAUGGGCCAUGUUUGCCGCAUGGAUGAUGACUGGCCAAUCAAACCCUGAUAAAUGGGCAGCUGGCUGAAGGGACAAGAAAAGUUGGUCGGCCACUAGUUCGCUAUGAGGCCACCUGCAAGAGUGCUCUUACAGAUUUAAGCUGUAUGGUUAGUACCGGUAAGCAGAACAGGUGAGUUCUGACCCACAACAUCUGUCACACAGUUGACUUAAAAAGGAAGAAAAGUCUUGCAGGAAAGCCUGCAAAGCACCAUAAUCAAAAAUCCUACUAUAAUACCUCAUAAACUAUUGACUACUUGAUUGUCUUACUGUGUCAUGAGUAACAAUGACACUUUUAAGCUGACUGCACCUGCUGAGAAAAACUCAGGUGGGUCUCAUCACUCACUUAAUUCUGCCACACCUUUGGGGAAAAAGUCUUAUCAACAAGGAUCUGAGAGGUUAUCAUUCUUCCCCUCAUAUAAUUUGCGUUACUCUCUGCUGGCUUGGCAAGAGUACGCUGAUGUUAGUACGCUUCUUGGAGAAGCAUGGGAUAAUUUGUCAUGUCUUCAUGGGCAUUAGUACUCGUUGUCCACUGCCUCAACAUUCUUUUUCACUGGAGCUCUCGUCACUGUCCAAACUCAAUUCUGUGGACAGCACAGACGUCCCACGUGAUGUUUUUGCCCAGGUCACGGUCCAGUGGUACUGAGUAGUGUAUAGCCUCCUUUCUGCCAUGCCCCCUCCUUCAUCUCUCCUACUAGCAUUUAUCUCUCUGCAUGGUUUUGGCAGCGAUGUGCUUUUCCCAGCAUUUAGCCAGGAGAGGGAGAGAGGAGGGGAGAGGGAGAGAAAAGGAGGUCCUUUCAAGCGAGGAAUGACGGACGCUUUAUUAAAAGAGGCAGGGCCUUUUGAGAGCCUGGCCCCUCCGUGCUCCCCCCCACCCCUCCACCCCAUGUGUCUGGCCCCAUUGUCACUGGGCGGUGGCAGCAACCCCCCCACCGGGCGCUUUGUCACUGUAAGUCACCUCGCAGACUGAAACGGACCCACUCGGAAAAAACACACCCAUUCGCCACAGUAACUCUGCACUAUUCUGGUAUUCUGCCUGGUCUUAGAAAAAAAUUGAUUGUCUGGCUGUCACAAAACAUACAGGAGACACAGCGAUGGGCGUGACAUGCGGGCAAGCAGGGACAGGAGAAAGGAGGGAUAAAGUUGGGGUGACACAGAGUGUCGGGGUGCAACAAAUGUGAAAGGUGGAGGGGACAGAAGAGGUGGACAGCAGAGCAGAGUGUGAUGGAAGACCGAAAAAGGGCACGAAACGGGUGGGGUACAUGAGAAAAGUAAGGAUAGUUCAAAAAUAUGAGUGGAAAUGGAGCCGAGAAGGAACACGGAUGGAGGCAGGAAAUCCACGGGCAGAGUGUGGGGGUGCCCAUUUGUUUUCGGCUGCGUGUGAAAUGUGUGUCCUUAGAUACAGGCAGCAUUCCUCCAGAGAUAAACCCCUGGGCCCCCCAUCCCCUCAACCCCCACCCUACCCAAUAUCUCCACCCACCAUGCUUACUCAAGUGUGUGUGUCUGGGCGUGUGUAUAUGUGUGUGUGUGAGUGGUUUUCGUGUUUACGUUGGAUGGGGGUCUACGUGCCCUGUACCGCAGCACUUGCAGGGGGCAACAGAAAAGACAGCUGUGUGUUUGAGAGAAACAGAAAACGUAAGAAAGAGAGAGUGGAGGGCCAACAGGCAUGCCAGUCAAGAGCGUCACUUUUGGAGCAGAUGCUGGCAACAGUUUUCUCCGAGCAGCCCGUUCUGGCAACCUGGACAAGGCCUUGGAACACAUCAAAAAUGGCAUUGAUAUAAAUACAGCCAAUCAGAAUGGGCUCAAUGGGCUUCAUCUGGCCUCAAAAGAAGGCCACGUCAAAAUGGUGCUGGAGUUACUCCAUAAUGGGAUCGUACUGGAAACCACCACGAAGAAAGGGAACACGGCCCUGCACAUCGCAGCCCUGGCAGGGCAGGAGCAGGUGGUCCAAGAGCUGGUUAACUAUGGGGCCAAUGUCAACGCUCAGUCGCAGAAGGGUUUCACUCCACUCUACAUGGCUGCACAAGAAAACCAUCUAGAGGUUGUGAAGUUUCUUCUGGAGAACGGAGCCAAUCAGAGCAUUCCAACUGAGGAUGGAUUCACUCCUCUCGCCGUGGCUCUUCAGCAGGGGCAUGAAAAUGUUGUAGCCCUGCUCAUCAACUAUGGCACCAAAGGAAAGGUCCGCCUCCCUGCGCUGCACAUUGCUGCACGUAACGAUGAUACACGCACAGCCGCAGUGCUUCUGCAGAACGACCCCAAUCCUGAUGUGCUAAGCAAGACUGGAUUCACACCCCUCCACAUUGCUGCGCACUAUGAAAACUUGAACGUAGCUCAACUGCUGCUCAAUAGAGGAGCCAAUGUCAACUUCACCCCAAAGAACGGUAUCACCCCUCUGCACAUUGCAUCCAGACGGGGUAACGUGAUCAUGGUCCGACUCCUCCUGGACAGAGGGGCUCAGAUUGAUGCCAAGACCAAGGAUGAGCUGACUCCUCUGCACUGUGCAGCAAGAAAUGGCCAUGUUAGGAUUAUAGAAAUCCUGCUGGACCAUGGAGCCCCCAUUAAUGCAAAGACUAAGAAUGGCCUGUCUCCAAUCCACAUGGCAGCGCAGGGCGACCACAUGGACUGCGUCAAACAGCUUCUACAGUACAACGCAGAGAUUGAUGACAUCACACUGGACCACCUCACCCCUCUGCAUGUGGCGGCACACUGCGGUCACCACCGUAUGGCCAAAGUAUUGCUGGACAAAGGGGCCAAACCCAACUCUCGGGCUCUGAACGGCUUUACCCCUUUGCAUAUUGCUUGUAAAAAGAACCACAUGCGUGUGAUGGAUCUCCUGCUCAAACACUCGGCAUCAUUAGAGGCUGUGACUGAGUCCGGCUUAACCCCUUUGCACGUAGCAUCAUUUAUGGGUCAUCUCAACAUUGUGAAGAUCCUGCUGCAGAAAGGUGCUUCUCCCAGUGCUUCUAAUGUGAAAGUGGAAACACCUCUCCAUAUGGCAUCCCGGGCAGGACACUAUGAGGUGGCAGAGUUUUUAUUGCAGAAUGGAGCCCCAGUGGACGCCAAAGCCAAGGAUGACCAGACACCCCUGCACUGUGCAGCUCGGAUGGGCCACAAGGAGCUAGUGAAGCUUCUGCUGGAGCAAAAGGCCAACCCCAACUCCACCACCACAGCAGGACACACACCUCUGCAUAUCGCUGCCCGGGAAGGUCAUGUGCAAACUGUACGCAUCCUCCUGGACAUGGAGGCUCAACAGACUAAGAUGACCAAGAAAGGCUUCACUCCACUCCAUGUGGCCUCCAAGUAUGGGAAGGUGGACGUAGCAGAGCUGCUUCUGGAAAGAGGAGCCAACCCAAAUGCUGCCGGAAAAAAUGGUCUCACUCCGCUGCACGUUGCUGUACAUCACAACAACCUGGAUGUUGUUAACCUUCUUGUUAGCAAAGGAGGAUCACCACACAGUGCAGCCAGGAAUGGCUACACUGCCCUACAUAUAGCAUCCAAGCAGAACCAGGUGGAGGUGGCCAACAGCCUGCUGCAGUAUGGAGCAUCAGCCAAUGCUGAGUCACUACAGGGUGUCACACCUCUCCACCUGGCCUCACAGGAAGGAAGGCCUGACAUGGUGUCCCUGCUCAUCUCCAAACAGGCCAACGUCAACCUCGGCAACAAGAGUGGGUUAACACCCCUCCACCUGGUGGCACAGGAAGGACACGUUGGAAUCGCUGAUAUCUUGGUGAAGCAGGGCGCGUCAGUCUAUGCCGCAACACGGAUGGGCUACACCCCACUCCAUGUAGCUUGUCACUAUGGCAACAUCAAGAUGGUGAAGUUCCUCCUGCAGCAACAAGCCAACGUGAACAGCAAAACAAGGCUUGGUUACACUCCUCUGCAUCAGGCAGCCCAACAGGGACACACGGAUAUUGUGACACUGUUGCUGAAGCAUGGCGCCCAGCCCAAUGAGACCACUACACAUGGCACGUCAGCUCUGGCUAUCGCGAAGAGGUUAGGCUACAUCUCGGUGAUCGACGUCCUAAAACUUGUCACUGAGGAGACAGUUUCCAUGACGACCACAGAGAAACAUCGCAUGAGUUUCCCAGAGACAGUGGAUGAAAUACUGGAUGUGUCUGAGGAUGAAGGAAUUGCACAGCUAACAUUAGGAGAGGAGCUCUUGGGGACAGAAGGGGCCAGGUACAUGAAGAUGGAUGACAUGAAAGACCAUGAUGACGAUUUCCUCUCCCCCAAGAAAUCACUGGAGUACGAGAGAGGGCUGGGCACAGCAAAUUAUUCGCCAGCCAUUCCACGGAUCCCUCGUGUCUCUCCAGAGCCUGUUAUCCUGAGAGAACAUGAGAUAGAUCAGCAACACACUCCACUUCCACUGCCCAAAGAAUACGACGAGGACUCACUGAUUCCCAGCAGCCCUGCGACUGAGACGUCAGACAAUGUCAGCCCAGUCGCCAGUCCCAUACACACGGGGUUCCUGGUCAGUUUUAUGGUGGAUGCGCGUGGCGGUUCAAUGCGAGGCAGCAGGCAUAAUGGUCUGCGUGUCAUCAUACCUCCGCGGACGUGUGCUGCACCCACCCGCAUUACCUGCCGCCUGGUGAAGCCGCAGAAGCUGACCAGCCCCCCUCCACUGGUGGAGGGAGAGGGGCUGGCCAGCAGAAUCAUUUCCCUGGGUCCUGCAGGGAUGCAGUUUCUGGGACCGGUGAUUGUGGAGAUCCCCCACUUUGCUGCUCUCAGUCGUGGUGACCGGGAGCUCGUAGUGCUGAGGAGCGAGAAUGGCUCGGUCUGGAAAGAACACCGCAACCGUUACGGGGACGAGGUGCUAGAAACAAUCCUCAACGGGAUGGAUGAGGAUUUAGAAAGCCAAGAAGAACUUGGGAAGAAGCGAAUCCGCCGCAUCAUCUCUACCGACUUCCCCCUUUAUUUUGCCGUUGUGUCACGAGUGCAACAAGAAAGUGACCUGAUUGGCCCGGAAGGAGGCUCCCUGACAAGUAAACUAGUGCCGAUGGUCCAGGCCACGUUUCCCGAGACAGCAGUCACCAAACGAGUCCGUCUGGGGCUGCAGGCUCAGCCAGUUCCAGAUGAGCUGGUUGCAAAGCUUCUCGGUAACCAAGCAAACUUUAGCCCCGUAGUCACGGUGGAGCCUCGGAGGCGCAAGUUUCACCGACCAAUCGGCCUACGUAUUCCCCUGCCUCCAUCUUGGAGGGAGAGCCCUCGAGACUCUGGGGAGGGUGAUACUACCAGUCUGCGUCUUCUCUGCUCUGUCAUAGGUGGUACAGCCCCAGCUCAAUGGGAGGACAUUACUGGCACUACUAAGCUUAUCUAUGCUAGUGAAUGUGCCAGUUUCACAACCAAUGUUUCUGCACGAUUCUGGCUCGCAGACUGUCCUCGGACAGCCGAGGCUGUGUCCUUUGCCAACCUGCUGUACAGGGAGCUGUCGGCCGUACCUUACAUGGCCAAGUUUGUGGUGUUUGCAAAAAUGAAUGAGCUACGCGAGGGCCGUUUGCGCUGCUACUGCAUGACUGAUGACAAGAUGGAUAAAACUCUGGAGCAGCAUGAGAACUUCACAGAGGUGGCUCGCAGCAGGGACAUAGAGGUUAUGGAAGGAAUGCCACUUCACCUGGAGUGUUCAGGGAAUCUUGUUCCGGUGAGGAAGGCCACCCAACAGCCUCGCUGCUUUAGCUUCCAGGCCUUCAGAGAUAAUCGACUUCCUGUCUCUGUUAAGGUGAGGGACAGUAGUAAAGAGCCCACUGGAUUUUUGUCUUUCCUUCGCAAAUCCACCAAGUAUGAAGACAGCCAGCAUGUGCUCUGCAACCUCAACAUCGCUAUGCCUCCAUGUAUCAAGAUUGUUGGGAGUGAAGACCGAAGGCGAACUCUCACCCCGCUGGCUUUAAGAGAAAGAUACAGUGCUCUAAAUGAGCCUGCAAUGGCAUCAAUGAGUGCUAUGGAAAGGACAGAGCUGAAGAUGGCUGUAAUUGCAGAACAGUUGGGACUGAGCUGGGCUGAGUUGGCACGUGAGCUUCAGCUGAGUGUGGAUGACAUUAACAAGAUUCGUGUGGAGAAUCCAAACUCACUGCUGGAGCAGAGCUCCGCACUGCUCAACCUGUGGGCCACUCUCGAGGGCAAGAGGGCAAAGAUGGAGAGUUUGUACACAGCUCUGAAGAGCAUCGACCGCAUGGACAUCAUCAACAUGUUGGAGGGCCAGCCACCUCAGCCUGUGAGACAAGGAUCCCGUGAUCUCAACAGACGUCGACACAGCGAGAGAGACCAUCUGUCCCCUGGUAUGACCAAUGGUUAUGGGCUCCCGCAGGAAGAGCUUCUCUCACCAGCUUCCAUGCAGUACAGCCUGCCCUCCCCGCUGGGUGCUGAGCCUUACUGGCAGGAGGUCUCCAGCCUGGACUGUGCACCUAUUGCCACCACAGAAGAAGACACCCUGAUGGAGAUGUCUGAUGUACAGGUGUGGCCCUCAGGCAACAGCCCUUCCUUGGUGGCUGUGGAGGACUCCUCGCUGGAAUGCAGCAAUGCUGACGAUUCGGAGGGUCUGCUGGGGCUGCCGUAUGGAAGUCUAGGUCGGCCGGCCAGUCAGGCCAGCGCAGCCAGCGGAGGGGGUGGGGUGCUGAGUGGCUCCAUUGAGCUGCCCGAAGACGAUUCAGAGAUGGGCGUUGACUCGCUCAGCACCACCACACCAGCUUCGCUCGGGGGUACCAUCGCUGGGAUCAAUCUUAACGGGCUGAACAAUGGUCAGGGGUCAGAGGCGAGUUCAGAGGCAUCAGCCGUCACAAGCACGACUGGUGGUGAUGGAACUGGAGGAGGAGGAGGAGGCGGGAUGGGCUCAGAGGAAGGGCUUUCUCUUGUUGCAGGACAGCAAAGGGUGUAUGCUCGGUUGAGUGAGUCAACUGGUCUGAGCAGUGCUGCAGAUCGGAAUGGAGACAGGUCAGGCAAUGGGGGAAACGGUGGUGGUGGAGGAUCUUUCCUUUCUUACCUGCAGGAGCAGACAGGCCCGGGAUGGAUCCCUGUCACUGACCCUACUCAGGCUUGGGUGGGCAAUCAGUCUAAACCCAGGCAAACCAUGGAAACCAUGAUGUCAUCAGUGCGUAACGCUGUGGAUGGAGACCCUUCCCGAAUGUCCCAGGAGGCCUUGCUUCAGCCUGUGAGGGACAUGGGGCACUCUGAGAUCUUAAGGGGGCACUUCAGAGGUACCCAACCAUUUGAGAAGGGUUUGGGCUUUCCACACAGGGUACCAGAGCUGAGGGCCUGGGAUGAUGUCCGCCUGAAGGGCCAGGGUGAUGAGGUUGAAGAUCUUCCUGGGGAGCAAGUGAGCGAGGAACAUUUCACGGAUGAACAUGGAAACAUUGUCACAAAAAAGAUCGUGCGCAAGGUGGUGCGCAGAGGGAAGGGAUCAGGUGAGGAGGGGUUUCAGGAGGUGAGCGUGGAAGGCUCGCUGCAGGACGCCAACGAGCUGGACGCCGAUGCUGAGCAGUUCAUGAGCUACGCCGUCUUGGGUCGGGACAGCAGCAAGCCCGAUACUGUGGAUGUGAAGAAAGGUGCUCAGAUAGUGAAAUGUGCCAGUCUGCGGAGAGUUAAGCAGUGAGGCAGACUGAGUGCUGCGUCCCCGCAGAGUUCUCCGCAGGAUUCAACCCCUUCACCAAAACCAUCCUACAUGAACACAUGACCAGCAGCAGCUGACGGGAGGAAGACCACACAUCAGAAGGCAAACGGAUGGAAAUGAAGAGAAACCAACUCAAAGACAACCACGGUGGCUAUGGCAACUAUCAGCACGCACCAGAAGAAAAAGGAUACAGAUUUUCUUGUAGUUUUUAUUACUUUUUUUUUUUUUAAAGGAAUGGUGGGGAAAAAAUAUCUACUACUAGGCUAGAAGCAUGAUUUCGUAUAAAACAAAAACCAGACAGACAAAAAAAAUCAAAAACAACACAAAAAAAAAAAGAAACUAGCAACCAAAACGUGCUUCCUGUUAUCUGUAUCAGCAUGAGUGACUGCUGCCGCAUGGCCUGUGUUUAACUACAAAUACCGAGGGAAUGCAGGGGCGGGUUAAAAGGGUGGGGCGGGAUGGGGAGGAGACACCGCUUAAUGGGACGGGCAUGCAAUGUAGGCUACCACCGGCCCAUUUUCUAACCCAGUGGUGAAGAGUUUAACUUAAGAAAAAGAGACACUAAAAUACUGAGAAUUACGUCAUCUCUAGGCAACUGUUACCCCCUCCUCCUCCUCCUCCAUGCUGCACUCAAUCAGCACCACAAACUAGUUUCACACCUGGCCGAGUGGUCUCUAAGUCCAGUAAAGCUACAAUUAUCGCCCCAGGAUAUCAGUGUUGUGUACAUAAUAUUGUAUGCACUAAAAUGCUCUACGUGACUGUGUGUUACGCGUGUUGUUUCUGUUACUAGAUCCCUAUGCGAUGCAACUGAUGCUGCUGUUUCAGGUACAUGAGAAAUUCCUCCCUGUUUUUUUUUU
Messenger RNA from Haplochromis burtoni (Burton's mouthbrooder), 9268 nucleotides. RefSeq names its product ankyrin 1, erythrocytic a (gene ank1a). Gene Ontology annotation, molecular function: protein binding. Gene Ontology annotation, biological process: signal transduction. NCBI's taxonomy places the organism in Eukaryota, Metazoa, Chordata, Actinopteri, Cichliformes, Cichlidae. The transcript has 44 exons. The record is from RefSeq and is a predicted model, not a curated record. Bases 2478 to 8393 code for a protein of 1971 amino acids.